UUGCGAAGAAUAAGCAGAUUGAAGGGAAAGAGCCCGAGGCGCAGCACUUUCUUAGCGUUAGCGUCGUUGCUUUUUUUCCCCCCCCCCUCUCUCUCUCUUUCUCUCUUCCCCUCGUGUCCUGCGUAGAAACAGAACAGAGUAUCUGUUCAACAUUUCGGACACCCAAAUGCCCGGUCCCACCCAAGCCCUUUCCCCAAAUGGAGAGAACAACAACGACAUCCUCCAGGACAACGGAACCAACAUUAUUCCUUACAGGAAAAAUACAGUGCGGGGAGAGCGCGCCUACAGUUGGGGCAUGGCGGUCAACGUAUAUUCUACCUCAAUAACCCAGGAGACUAUGAGCAGGCAUGACAUCACUGCCUGGGUUAAUGAUAUUCUCUGCCUAAAUUAUACUAAAGUGGAACAGCUGUCCUCAGGCGCAGCCUACUGCCAGUUCAUGGAUCUGCUCUUUCCCGGUUGUAUCAGUCUUAAGAAGGUCAAGUUCCAAGCCAAAUUGGAACAUGAGUAUAUUCACAAUUUCAAGCUAUUGCAGGCAUCCUUCAAACGGAUGAAUGUGGACAAGAUUAUUCCUGUGGAGAAACUGGUUAAAGGCAGAUUUCAGGACAAUCUUGAUUUCAUCCAGUGGUUCAAGAAGUUCUAUGAUGCAAAUUAUGAUGGCAAAGAGUACGACCCGGUUGAAGCUAGACAGGGUCAGGAUGCUAUUCCCCCACCUGAUCCUGGUGAGCAGAUCUUCAACCUGCCAAAGAAGUCCCCCCAUGCAGCAAGCUCCCCUACCGCAGGAGCUUCACGAGCAACUUCUGCUAUCCCCAAGUCUACAACGCCAUCAUCCAGACCUUCAUCAGCAAAAAAGAUUCCGAUGGUACCGGCUCCUGCCAAAGGUGAAAAAGAACUGGAAGCACAGGUCACACAUCUUACGGAGCAGGUAAACACAUUAAAGCUGGCACUGGAAGGAGUGGAGAAGGAGCGGGACUACUACUUCAGCAAGUUGCGAGAGGUGGAGCUGCUGUGCCAGGAGCAGGGUGAAGAGAAUGCUGCAUUUGUUGAGCGGCUAAUGGAGGUCCUUUACGCCUCAGAGGAACAGGAAAGAGCUGAGCUGGCUGAGGGAGAUGGGCAGGAUGCAGACCUUCAAGCCCAUGACGAGGUACCAGAUGAUCAGCAGGAGGAACAAGAUGAAUACUGACUGCCAUCCAUUGUCUUUCACCACAGCAGCACCUGUUUUUAAUAUGUGACCGCUGUUACAAGAUUUAAAUUUUUCCACAUGGAUUAUUAUUUUUGUUGUUCUCUUGAAGACUGAGCACAUGAAGAAACCUCCUGAAUAGAAGCACCAUCACGUUUUCUUUUUGUGUCCCUCUAUUUGCUGUUCAGUGUUUUUUGUGACUUUUUGGCAAAAACUGCUGUGGGAGGUUGAUGGUUAUGCCCUCCACCAGCAGACAAGCUCAGACCAUCAUAGGAGUUGCCCAGGACUGUGUGGGUGGAAAGCUGAUUGAAAUCGAAAUCCUAGAUGUGAUGGAAAUGCUGAAGUUUAGAGAGGUAAAGUUUCACUGUCAGUGCAAAUGUUUUUUUCCUCUCUCAACACCCCCCCCCCCCCCCCCCCCAAGCGUAUGUCAAUUCGUUAUUUUUAUAUUUUGCAUAUUGACAAUAGUAAUCACACAGAUGCAAUAAGCAAAGCCCUGAAAGGGCUCAUCGAAGCUCUUAUCCAACCUCCUUCCAUAUGAUGCACUGACAUUUGAUUUUUGAUAUGGACAAUCUGUCCGUAAACCCUCACCGUAUUUAUUAUUAAGCCUAAGUGCAAGAUUUUGCAUUGCAUCCUCAUUAAGAUAGAUGAUAAAUCAGUCAAAUGUAACAAAUGCCAGCUGUAUCUAUUGCAUCCUAACAAAUGACCACAUUUCUGAUCAUCUGUGUGCUUCACAAUGUUAGUAACACCGUUCAAGUUGGUCCGGAGACAGAGGUGUACUCAGAAUGCUAUGAACAUGGGGAAGGAAGAAACAUUACUGUGGACUAGUCUUACUACAUGCAGCAUUUAAGAGUUGAAACCUCAGCUGGAACUUGUGGCCUGUUCAGAUUUCUGCCUUUCUUUUUUUAAGCUGCAGGUCUUAGGCAGACAAGUCAGUUCACUGAGUAAUUUCCCAUGCGAUAUAUUCCGGCAAGUACAGUGUAUAUCCUUUAUAUUGCAUUUACUGAGAUCAAACUGGGCAGUGCACCAUUAUGCUUUAGUCAUACUCUUAUGUAAAUGAAAAGGAAUGUAAACAUGUACUGUCAAUAAUUAUGAAUGGUAAAUGUUUUUUAUGUCCCACUUAUUAUGCAUUCCCCAAAACGUGUUGCAUGUAUGCAUUUUAUUUGUGAAUAACUUGACCUGCUUUUUACGUAUUUAAUAAAUAAUAAUUAAAAAACCUAAUUGUGCUUUUAUAUGUUUAAUCUGCUGUUUAGAAGAUGCAGACUUGGAUGGAUUUGUUGUAAUAAAAUGUUUUGAGUUCAA
This is a messenger RNA of Thalassophryne amazonica, 2476 nucleotides long. RefSeq names its product microtubule-associated protein, RP/EB family, member 2 (gene mapre2). NCBI's taxonomy places the organism in Eukaryota, Metazoa, Chordata, Actinopteri, Batrachoidiformes, Batrachoididae. Bases 167 to 1180 code for a protein of 337 amino acids. Gene Ontology annotation, cellular component: microtubule organizing center; microtubule plus-end; cytoplasmic microtubule. Gene Ontology annotation, biological process: regulation of microtubule polymerization or depolymerization; protein localization to microtubule plus-end; spindle assembly. Gene Ontology annotation, molecular function: microtubule plus-end binding. The transcript is spliced from 7 exons. The record is from RefSeq and is a predicted model, not a curated record.